Molecule: messenger RNA, 2159 nt
Organism: Ochotona curzoniae (black-lipped pika)
Lineage: Eukaryota; Metazoa; Chordata; Mammalia; Lagomorpha; Ochotonidae
Gene: OLFML3
Product: olfactomedin like 3
Exons: 2
Coding region: 455-1819 (454 amino acids)
Biological process (GO): signal transduction
Source: RefSeq, a predicted model, not a curated record
CCUCCUCUUGUUCCUUUUGUCAUGGUCAGGACCCCUUCAAGGACAGCAGCACCACCUUGUGGAGUACAUGGAACGCCGACUAGCUGCCUUAGAGGUGAGGGACUGCUUUCUCCUGUAGCCCAGCCGGGAAGGACUCCACGGCUUGUGUUAAUUCAACCGAUUUGUCAGGCAUCUGGGGUGACAGGAUGGGAGGCUGCAAGAACCUACAGAAAAGUCUAUCCUGACGAGUGAAUCCUCCAUGUAGAGGUCCUCUCCUGCCGCACAGAGCAAUUCUAAAGCAAACAGACCCGUUGGGAUUAGGUGGGGGAAGGGGACAACGAGGAAACGGGAGCCAGGAUUGGGGUGCUGGAGGAGCAGAUGAUUCUGCUGAAGUGGAGUUUCCCAGGGAAUCUGCAGCUUGCUGCCUUUGAAAGCAUUGUCAUGGCUGUAACAUCCUAGUCCCUGCAAGAACUGGAUGGGGCAGGAGGGACCCCUCUCCAGCGGGUGGGGAGGCUGGGGUAGGCUCGGAACCAAGGUGAGGCCGGGCUGGCCUGUUUGCACACUUAACACCUCUGGACAUCUGGUUUCCUUUUCUGUUGGGAGUGGAUGGGCUGUCAAAGACUGGCUCAAGUUUGUUCUUUUUCACAUUCCUGACUCCCUUGCUUGGGCCUCCCCACUCCUGCAUGGGACUUGUAAUCCUGCAGCUCUUUCUCUCCCGAUCCCUCCGUCCCUUCAGGAGCGCCUGGCCCAGUGCCAGGACCAGAGCAGUCGGCACGCCGCCGAGCUGCGGGACUUCAAGAACAAGAUGCUGCCGCUGCUGGAAGCGGCGGAGAAGGAGCGGGAGGCGCUCAGAACCGAGGCUGACACCAUCUCCGGGAGGGUGGACCGUCUGGAGCGGGAGGUUGACUAUCUGGAAACCCAGAACCCAGCUCUGCCCUGUGUGGAGCUGGAGGAGAAGGGGACUGGAGGCCCUGAGGCCAAAGGCAAGGGCAGAAGAAAUGAGAAGUAUGACAUGGUAACAGAUUGCGGCUACACCAUCUCCCAGGUGAGAUCCAUGAAGAUCCUGAAACGGUUCGGUGGCCCGGCUGGUCUGUGGACCAAGGACCCGAUGGGGCCAACUGAGAAGAUAUACGUGUUAGAUGGGACGCUGAAUGACACAGCCUUUGUCUUCCCAAGGCUGCGGGACUUCACCUUGGCCAUGGCAGCCCGGAAGGCAUCCCGAGUGCGAGUGCCCUUCCCUUGGGUGGGCACUGGGCAGCUGGUAUAUGAUGGCUUUCUGUAUUACGCCCGGAGGCCUCCUGGAGGGCCUGGAGGGGGCGGUGGGUUGAACACUUUGCAGCUCAUCAAAUUCCACCUGGCCAACCGAACUGUGGUAGACAGCUCGGUGUUCCCAGCAGAGGGGUUGAUACCCCCAUAUGGGCUCACAGCAGACACCUACAUCGACCUGGCAGCUGACGAGGAGGGCCUGUGGGCCGUCUACGCCACCCGCGAGGAUGACAGGCACCUGUGUCUGGCUAAGUUGGAUCCACAGACACUAGACACAGAGCAGCAGUGGGACACACCGUGUCCCAGGGAGAAUGCCGAGGCUGCCUUUGUCAUCUGUGGAACCCUCUACGUCGUCUAUAACACACGCCCUGCCAGUCGAGCCCGCAUCCAGUGCUCCUUUGAUGCCAGUGGUACCCUCACCCCUGAACGGGCGGCACUCUCUUACUUUCCCCGUCGAUACGGUGCACAUGCCAGCCUCCGCUAUAACCCCCGGGAGCGCCAACUCUAUGCCUGGGAUGAUGGCUACCAGAUUAUCUAUAAGCUGGAGAUGAGAAGGAAAGAGGAGGAAGUCUAAGGAGCUGGUGUGGGUUCUGGAUUCCCUCUCACAUCCCCUCCUUUUUAUUUUAGCCCAUGGGAGGCCAGGUUUUUCAUAGCUCCCACUGUGUCAGAUGAAACUCCAGAUACCAAGGCAUCAUUUCAGAGCUAACAGUCAAAAUUCUGAAAGUUCACUCCUGCUCUUCUGCUCCAUGCCCUACCAUCUUGGGCCUGUAAAUAACCCAGACCCAGCAAGUGGCACCCUGUUCUUGCUCUUUGUGUGACUUCGGGGAGAGCAGAAGAAAAAAAAAAGACUUAACAUUCCCCUCCUCCCUUUCUCUAUUUUUUGUUGCAAUAGUUUGCAUUAAAAGGAAAACCCA